GAAAUGCACCCCUCUCACACCACUUAGGAUCGCAAUUCCACUAUUCUGCCUUCUGCUUUCCACCCAUCUGUAACAAUGGCUUCAGCCCAUGACAGAGCUGUACUUCAGGCCAUCUUUAACCCCACCAGCCCUCCAGGAGACGUCCCUGGGUUAAACCAAGAGGAGGAACUGACAGACGAUGACAGUGGCUUUGAGGUUGGGCUGCUACUGCAGGUCAAAAAGCUGGAGAUGGAGGGGGUUGCAGCAGCAGAGGCUGGGGAUCUACCCACAGCUCUGGAACGGUUCAGCCAGGCCAUAGACACACUGCCGCAGAGAGCCUCUGGCUACAACAACAGGGCCCAGACCAGACGACUCCAGGAGGACACAGAAGGAGCCCUAGAGGACCUGGAGCGUGCCAUCGCUCUGAGUGGGGGUGUAGGGCGUACAGCGUGUCAGGCUCUGGUCCAGAGAGGCCUGCUACUGAGGCUGGCCUGCCAGGAUGAUAAGGCCCGGGAGGACUUCGAGAGGGCAGCCGUCCUGGGCAGUGAGUUCGCCCGGCAACAGGUAGUGGUUCUGAAUCCGUACGCUGCCCUCUGCAACCGCAUGCUGACGGAGGUCAUCAACAAGCUUCGCAACCCGGAGGUGUCAGAGACACAGUAGUCAAAGGACAAGACUUACCACCCCAACACUGGCAAACCAAAUACAUGUGUAUCACUUGUGCAUGCAUUAAAUGUUGUCUUGAGAAAUUAAUUAAUAAACGUUUACGUUUUAUUGAA
Oncorhynchus tshawytscha (Chinook salmon) is the source of this 755-nucleotide messenger RNA. It is a transcript of the gene ttc36, whose product is annotated as tetratricopeptide repeat domain 36. The transcript is spliced from 3 exons. Gene Ontology annotation, molecular function: protein binding. The coding region runs from base 76 to 639 and encodes 187 amino acids. NCBI's taxonomy places the organism in Eukaryota, Metazoa, Chordata, Actinopteri, Salmoniformes, Salmonidae. Gene Ontology annotation, biological process: cilium assembly. The record is from RefSeq and is a predicted model, not a curated record.